ACAUGAAGGCUGCGUUAGGGGUUUCCUGUAUUGUCAUACUGUCAUUCUUCUAUGUGCUCAAAUCAGAGAAAUGUAUUGUUCAACAAGAGAAUGUGUAUCUGAGGCAGAUUGAAGAAGGGCAGCUUCUUGGGAUUGAUUGCCCUGUCUACAAUGCAAGCUAUAGUUUUAGCUGGUAUAUAAAUGGAAGUGAAACAUCUAUAACUGAACAACAAUCUUCAAGAAUCCAUAAAAGUGGUCAUUUGCUUUGGUUUCAUCCUGCAAUAUAUCAAGAUUCUGGAACGUAUGAAUGUUUUGCAGGUUACAGGAAUUCAACAACAUGUUACAAAAACAUUUUCCACGUGACAAUAUUGGAUAGUGCUGGCCUUUGCUUUAAUGAGAAAUUCUAUGACCAGCAAGAGUUACCAUUAUCAUCAACUUCAAAGAUUGUGUGCUACCUGGGAAAUUUUGUACAAGAUGAUUUGUCUGUUCGGUGGUAUAAGGGAUGUACAGCAAUGGAAGGACCAAGAUUUGUCUUCUUAAAAAGAGAAGUUAUAAUACGCAAUGUGAGCAAGGAUGAUAAGGGAAAAUACCAAUGCAAAGGAACAUACAGUUAUUUGGGGAAUAAAUACAACUUUUCAAAGAGUGUUUUGGUGAUUGUCAAAGAGAAACCAGUAAUGAAGAGAACAGAGAUUUUGUACCCCAGAAACAAUACAAUUGAAGCUGAGCUUGGAUCCAACAUAUUUACAGAAUGCAAUGUUUCAAGUCACAAAGACACUUUUAUUUCUAUAUCCUGGAAAGUCAAUAAUACUCUAGUUAAUAAUUUGUUUAAAGAAAGAAUUGUGGAAGGAAUUCAAAAAGAAUAUCGUGUUGAAGGGGCUCAGCUUUAUGUAGUGUCUAUGAACAUUACAAAGCUGAAGAGUGAAGAUUAUGGCCAGUUGUUUAUUUGCCAUGCAGGUGAAGUUGCUGCAUACAUCUUAAUACAACCUCCAACUAAGAAUUUGACGGGACUUGUUGGGCUGGCAUUCCUACUAAUUAUUCCUAUAUUAAUCUGCAUUUUAUUCAAGAUCGACAUUGUGCUUUGGUAUCGAAAGUCAUGCCGCCCAUUUCUUCAUGAAAAAGUUUCAGAUGGGAAGACCUAUGAUGCAUAUGUUUUGUAUCCAAAAACCAAUUCCCAAGACUGCUUUGCCCUGAAAGUGCUUCCUGAGGUUUUGGAGAAACAUUGUGGGUAUAAUCUAUUUAUACUGGGCAGGGACGAUUUACCAGGAAAAGCUUUAGUCAGUGUUGUUGAUGAAACCAUACAACAAAGCAGAAGGCUGAUAAUUAUUUUAGUACCAGAACUGCCAAGCUCAGAAGAGGCUCCUGAGCAGCAUAUAGCUGUGUACCAUGCCCUUAUACCUGAUGGAAUGAAAGUAAUCCUAAUUGAAAUGGAUAAAAUGAAGGAUUACAGCAACAUGCCAGAAUCCAUUAGAUUCAUCAAGCAAAAGCAGGGAGCUAUCAGAUGGAAAGGGGACCUCACACAGAGAAGUUCUCAUUCUCCAAAUAGCAAGUUCUGGAAAAAGGUCAGAUACCAAAUGCCACCAGAACACUAUAUUUCCCCCGGCAUACCUUUGACGCCAACAUCUCUCAAUGCCUGUCAAACAACAGAAACGUAACCCUUCUGUAAUUUUAACAACUCUUGAUGCAACUGCUUUGAAGAGUGGUUUGGAAUCCUGUACCCUGCCAAACAAACUAUCAAAGGAAUUUCAUCUUUGUGUAAAGAUUUGGAUCAUGGGGGAGGAGGAAUUGCAUUUCCAGCAUAAGUUUACAUGUAUGAGGAAUAUGUACAAUUAGGAAUAUGUACAUGGUAGCCUUAGCUGGAUUAUGAAGUGUUUCUCCAUUCUUCUUAAGUUCAAAGUUGCAAGUUUUCUUUUCUUUUGUUAUUGUUUUAACACUUGAAUAAUGAUUGUUAUGUGGCUGAAAUCAUUUGAAGGUUGUAUUCACUGAUGAUCUGUUUCUAUCAAUAUGGUUCCUGAUUGAUAUGCAGAACAGCCUCUUUAAUUUCACACAUAUGCUCAACAACUGCAUAGACCAAAUGACAUUUAAAAGCCCUUAAAAGUAUCAUUUUAUCAGAAAAUCCUUUU
Messenger RNA from Elgaria multicarinata webbii, 2099 nucleotides. Its product is annotated as interleukin-1 receptor-like 2. Gene Ontology annotation, biological process: regulation of inflammatory response; signal transduction. Bases 3 to 1631 code for a protein of 542 amino acids. Gene Ontology annotation, molecular function: interleukin-1 receptor activity. Lineage: Eukaryota; Metazoa; Chordata; Lepidosauria; Squamata; Anguidae. The transcript has 10 exons. The record is from RefSeq and is a predicted model, not a curated record.